Molecule: messenger RNA, 6547 nt
Organism: Pseudo-nitzschia multistriata
Lineage: Eukaryota; Bacillariophyta; Bacillariophyceae; Bacillariales; Bacillariaceae
Source: the annotation of a GenBank genome assembly
GACAGUUUCGAAGUAUUUUUCAUCGGGGCAAAAAGUUCCCAAAGCGCGUUUACAAACGCACGACGAAAGGGAUUUUGGAUUUUUGUGCCUUCAAUCCGGAAGCUCACUGGCUCGCAAGAACAUCGAUGUAGCUGAUCGUAAAGCACUAGAAUUACUUCAUAAAGAUUGAAAGCUUCGCUUUAAAUAAACUGAAAUUCUGAACCGAUGUACUUCGACACGAUGGAGCCCGAUAACUCCUUACCACUGCAACUGUUGUACGAAUUCGAUGGAAAGGGGGUUGGCAGUAGUCAGGAAAUCGGAUGGACAAAUGAAGACGUAAUGAAUCCAUACAAUGUCACCAGCAACAGUAAUGUUGAGGUCGUACAAUUUGGUGAUCAUGAUUCAAUAUUCGACAUUCAGUCUUCAACAUCACCUCGGCAAAUUACUCACGAUCGCAUCUCAGAAAGUGCCCAUAUUCGCGAGAAUCUCCCGACGGAAGAAUCACGAUGCGAAGAUAGCACAUCCUCACCAUCUCAACCGAAGCCAUCCACAAAAAGAAAAAGGUCACGGAGCCUUGUUUCRUCUUCAUGGAAUGAACGGUUUCAAGAGCUAAUUAGAUUUCGUGAAGCAAACGACCAUUGCUUUGUGCCACAUAAUUAUCCUGCUAAUCCAAAGCUAUCGCAGUGGGUUCGUAAGCAGCGACAUCAGCGAAAGCGAAAAGAAAAACGAUUACACUCGACUCUAAGUGACGAGAGGCAAGAGUUACUAACAAAUGCAGGAUUUAUUUGGGAUUCCCAUAGGGCAAUGUGGCAGGAGAGGUACCAAUCUUUAGAACUUUUCCAGAUGACCAAUGGACACUGUAACGUUCCAUCUAAUUUUCAUGAUUCUUCCCUAUCAAAUUGGGUUAAAAACCAACGGAAGCAAUUCAAGCUUUUUCAAACCGGGUCAAAAACGACAAUGAAUGAAGAACGAAUCAAUCUUCUCAAUGCUUUAGGAUUCAAUUGGAAUCCAAGAAAUUUGUGAGAACUGUACGGACGAACGAAACCGAUGAAAGUGAUUAAGCACAUAAUCAACAUAUAUAAUACUACAUUUUUUAAACUAAAAGCGUGAUAGAUACUUCAAUCUUUCUAUCACUGAUGAUGUUAUUUUUGCCAAGUUCAUAACAGCGACCUUUCUCAAAUCAUACAUAUCUUCGAACCCCUUUCCUUAUUAAUGGAAUAUACAUGAAUGUCACCGACCUAAGUCUCCUGCUUUCGUUCCCACUAUUUGCUCCAAAUCAUCACGCUUUUCGAUGUCGGAUGGUUGUGUCGGGUCAUCAGAGAUAUCUCGAUUCGAUCUCGCGUAUUUGGCAUCUUGUAAUGCUAUGGCCCGGGCUUCAUUUCUUGACGCUUCUGUCACUUCCAUAUAUUUCUUGGAGAGACUCUCAGGGUCGUGUUGUUCAACAAUUACUACCUUUCUCGUCUGAGACUUUCUUUUUUUUUUUGUUGCUGCAGCUUCGCGAGUGAGGGCUUCCAGACCUCGUGUGUUAUGACUCUCGCUAUCUAAAUGGGCUCUUUCGUCCCCUUUUAGAACAAGCAUCACGGUAGCUUUUAUAUCUUUUCUCGUCAUUUUCAAUUCUCGUGGAGAUACCCACGUAGCGGCAUGUUCCUGGCGCGUGUAUUCAACUCUUUCUAAAGAAGGAAGUAUGACGUCGAUUCCAUUGAAUUGAACUUUUCUAUCUGACAUUGCUGUGUUUAUGAAUUUUCUAUUUGUAUUUACGUAAUUCGUUCCGAGAGAAAAGCCCGAGCAAUGGUGCUGGACACCUUGGCAACCUAUAAACUCCAACGUGUGCGUACCGGUCCGGCAGUUACCUCAUGCGAAAGUACAAUGCGAGGAGCUAGAUAUUGGAACACUUCUUCUUAACUAACGGGCAGGCMAUUGACGAGGACUGCUCUGCUACGGUACGGUUUCUGCAUCAAAUCAGAACUUGCGAAGUGGCAAUAUUGGUGUCGGUCAUUAACCUAGCUCCUUACCGUAGUACUUCUACGAAGUACAACAAGUACGAAAAUACAAGAAUACUGUAAUCAUUUCUAGGGACCAUUAACCCAUUUCCUUGUUUUACAAAWGACAUAAACUCAUUUCCUUGCAUAUUUCCGUUUUUAGUGAAUUGUAAACUCAUUUCCUUGCAUUCGGCCAUUUUGUAAACUCAUUUCCAUGCAUUCUCUACUAAGUAAUCAAAAUUCUGCCGUUAAAUAACAGGAAAAACCAAUGCAUCACUUAGGAGUUCGACGUUAAACAACAGCAGGAAACUACCGAAUACAGUGUUGAAAUACAAGACAAGAACCAACGACCAUGGUGCUCCUUCUUGCAAUACAAAUAAAAGAAUGAAAAUAGGACAGAUGCUAUUGGUAUUAAUGUUUUAUAUCCCCUCUGUAUCGUAUCGAAUCGUAUCAGCAACUCGUAUCAGCGUCCUCUGUAUCAGUGACUCGUCGUCUCUCCRUAAGAGCAUCCUCCRUAUCAGUGACUCGUCUUCUCUGUAUCAGCCACUCGUAUCCGCAUUUUCUGUAUCAGCAAUAGUCCCCCGUAUCRGUGAGUCUCUGUAUCAGCAAGCGUCCUCCAUAUCAGCAACACUCCAUAGUCUCUCAUGAUGGAUCCGCACCAAUACUGGUGUAAUCAUACACCGUAAUCGUAGCUAAACCGGUGUUCCGUAUCAGCAACUCGUUCCGUAUCGGCAUCUUCCAUAUCGGCGUCCUCUGUAUCAGCAUCCUCUGUAUCAACAUCCUCCCGUAUCAGCGUUCCAUAUCAGCGUCUUCCAACCAUGGUGGUUCUUGGUCUUUUGGUUAUUGCUUUUUUGAAUCGUAUUGUACUGUAUCAGCAAUUCCGUAUCAGCGUUCCGUAUCAGCGAGUCUCUGUAUCAGCGUCCUCAGUAUCAGUGAGCAUCCUCAGUAUCAGCGAGCGUCCUCUGUAUCAGUGAGCGUUCUCCGUAUCAGCGUUCCAUAGUAUGAGCRAGUCUCUGUAUCAGUGUUCUCUGUAUCAGUGUUCCGUAUCAGCGUUCYGCAUCAGCAUCCUCYGCAUCAGCAACCUCCACACCUUGUAAGCAUUCCCAGUGUYCCGUAGCAUCACCAUCGUCCUCCAACCAUGGUGGUUCUUGGUCUUUUGGUUGUUGCUUUGUUGAAUUUAUGACUGUUGUUUUGUGCUGGUGUACUGCGUUGUGGUGGUAGCAUUGGUUUUUCCUGUURUUUAACGGCAGAAUUUUGAUUACUUAGAGAAUGCAAGGAAAUGAGUUUACAAAAUGGCCAAAUGCAAGUAAAUGAGUUUACAAUUCACUAAAAACGGAAAUAUGCAAGGAAAUGAGUUUAUGUCAUUUGUAAAACAAGGAAAUGAGUUAAUUCUCCUCAUUUCUAGAAAAUAGAAAAUCGAAAAUCUACUUCCUUCAGUCUAAAAACUACAGUUUUUGUUAACCUGGAUGGCAUAUCUUGUCAUUGUACAGACGAGAAGUCAUCUCGAAAUACAAUAAGGAUUGUGAGGCAAUACCACAUACUACUGUAGUAAAUCACAAGUAGAUAGUGAGUGACAGCAGCAACACGCUCAUCCACUCACUCUUACAGAAAUUGUAAACGCUGCAAUACAACACUAAAGACGUUACGGAGUAUAUCCUCAGCAGCAACAACUUCUUAAUAACAAUAGCCAGCAGAAUAAAAAUGCUCAUUACUUCCUGUAAGAUACUCAAUGAGCUUACAAAGCAGUGCAACAAGUUGUUCGUGAUGAAGAGAUAGAGGAGGUUAAGCGUCACACUAACUAUCUGGCCUUGAUUUAGUAGUCAUUUAACACUUGGAUACAUACUAGUAGUACUUUACUACUAGUAGUAGAGCUCCUUACUACAACAUCACAAACAAGGGCAAGGAUAAUGCCUUCAAGUACAUAGGUACGUAAUUGACAAUUCUCUCUGCUGUGGUCAAUUUUUCUCAUUUUCCUGUCUCCAUUUUCUCCUCCCUCCCCCCCCUCCUCACAAAAAACUUGUUGUCCUCACCAAAUAUUCUGCUGGUGCUGCGAUAUCAUAGUGAUCCUUCUUAGUACUACUUGUUAGGACUUGACAUCAGAGGCUACUACUUUAAAAUUUGUGUUACCACUCAAUACUGGUGCUGGGUAACAUCCAAAGAAGCCAGCAAGAAAUUAAACAAUGAAAAUAAUUUUAUUUUCAUCAAUUGCACAGUUAGUACUAUGUCACAUAGUACUACUACUACAUAGCUAGUAGUAGUAGUAGUAGUAGUAGUAGUAGUAGUAGUAGUAGUAGUAGUAGUAGUAGUAGUAGUAGUAGUAGUAGUAGUAGUAGUAGUAGUUGUAGUUGUUGUUGUUGUUGUUGUUGUUGUUGUUGUUGUUGUUGUUGUUGUUGUUGUUGUAAUAGUACUAGUAGCUAUUAGUAGUACUACUAGUACUACUAGUAGCAGUAGUAGUACUAGCAGUAGUAGUACUAGUACUAGUAUGGUAUGCCACAGUACACCAAGUGUAAAAAUGAGGUAAAAAAUUCUACAAGGAUUUCUGUGGGAAUUGCCAAGUACUUGAUAUUCUUGUGCUUGUACUUAGGAGUUCUUUGUCCAUUGGRUAGAUUGCAAGUGGUUCUGUUGUGACAUUAUUUUCUGGGGCUCAUACCCCAUGAGUGCACACCUCCUACUCUUGCAUCCAUCCCACCUGCUAGUACUACUAGCUACUUCUACUCACAGAAGAACAAGCCAGUACAGAAGGGGGGAAUGCAUGCUGCACUUCUUGUAUACAGCAGCAACAAAAAUACCAAAUACUGUAUCAAAGAAAUAGCUAGUAGUUACCAGAAUGUUUUAGCAACAAUACUAAGUAGUAGUAAACAUAUCUUAGCAGUAGUAGUAGUACUUUUGUUGUUGUUGUAUCUCCACAAAAAAUUCCAAAACAUAUACUAGGAAUUGGGUUUAGGUUCUUGUUCUUGUAAGAUUCUGAAUCAAAAAAUGUCUAUUCUACAUACAACAGUUAGUAUUAAUAUCAUUUCUCUUUCUCAACCUCUUUCCUGUAAUUUUGGACUGGACAAUACCUCUUCUUUCAUGCACCAUUGCCCUCAAUUUUCAAAAUCAAAGGUGCACAUGCUGCCUUGCACCAAUUUAUAGAAAAUAGUGUACUAGCAUGAACCAAGCUACUAUUGCUAGUAUUACCUACACAUAUUAUUCUCAGUAGUAAUAUUGAACCUCCUCUCUCCUUGUGCCUGCUGUUGGUGAGCAUCUUCUUACUACAUAUUACUGUCUAAACAAUUGAUUCCUGUACUCAUUCAUUGGUUCCCAGUACUUGAUUGCUUUGCUUGUACUAAUCAUCCUGGAAUGAAUAUAAAACAAAGAAUAAAUCUAUAAAUAUUCUGGUGGCAGCUCAGAAGACCCAAUUCUGCUUCUUUCUCAACAGGCAAGUUGUUUGGCUGAAACCAUGUUGAAAAGAACAGCAGGGAGCAAGUAGUAUUCUGUGAAGCUCUGUUUUUGUGAAAAAAUAAGGAUGGGAUCAUUGAAUCAGUGAUAGUAGGAAACAAUCAAUUAGUGUGUGAAUCAAUUGUUUACAUACUUAGGCUAGUAGGAAAUUCUCAUAGUAAGCAUCAAUGUCACCCUGCUGACAUUGUAGUUGCUGCAAAUUACCUCUGUAGAUCUUGUCAGAGCUGGCAGCAGUACUAUGUCACCACUUUUCUCCUUUUGGAUUUGUCAAGUCUUGUGCCCUAUCCUAGCAGUGGAAAUCUGCAUGAUAUUUCAAGUUUCUUCCAUAUUUAAGGCAGCAUUGUGGAAUCACAGAAGGAUUUUAGGGCUACCAAAAUAUUUGUGUAGAAAAUAUGUAUCUAUUUAUGGGUURUGUAAGCCAAAUUUCUAUGCUGCUGAGCUCACCAGAGAUCCUUCAGUGGUUGGAAUAUCAACUAUUGUUUCGCAAAAUUUUCUUCCAAAAAAAUCAGCUUUUUUGUUUUGAAGGAUGUUCAUUGCUUCCAUUGCAUCUCGUUUGCCAAUCAUUUGUGCUGUCAUGGCACAAUGCUCGCUUUGAGCAAAAUAGGCAUCUGCAAUUAGUUCCUCGUCAAAAUAUCCUUCUUCAUCUUGACAAUCGAUUUCAAAGAAAACGGCGGUGUAUGCGUUCAUGCGAUUUCGCCUCUUCCUUUUUACUCCAUCUCUUGUUCUGCUUUCGAGACCGCGAAUAGAUACGUCGCUUCCUUGUACAAGAAGGCCGGAUUGCACUAAUUUCGCGUCGGAUUUCGCGUUUUCUUUCAUUCGACGCAUGUCGUCUCGAUCAAACCACGAAGCUUCCAUUUCUUCUAGAGUGUAAUCGUCUCGGUUCAUUACUUCGUAGGUAGCGACCAUAGCACCGAAAGAUACACGUCGAGAUCUAGCAAUUGAGGUUUCAUGAAGUGGGGCGAUGAGUGUUUUGGGUUGAUCGAUGAAGUCGUCGUGACUUGUUGUAAGAGAAAGAUCAAAAUCUUGAAUCAAAGGGKCCAUCUUGGAUGUUCUGUUCCUGGAAGAUAAUAUGUCUUUUGGGUUUGCGAUCCAAAGUAUUUUAUGAACAGAAAGAAUGAUUUGUCGUUUUCGAAUAGAUGGGAUUUGUUUUU